Penicillium cinerascens is the source of this 1488-nucleotide messenger RNA. RefSeq names its product sugar transporter. Gene Ontology annotation, molecular function: carbohydrate:proton symporter activity. NCBI's taxonomy places the organism in Eukaryota, Fungi, Ascomycota, Eurotiomycetes, Eurotiales, Aspergillaceae. Gene Ontology annotation, cellular component: membrane. The transcript has a single exon. The record is from RefSeq and is a predicted model, not a curated record. Gene Ontology annotation, biological process: transmembrane transport; carbohydrate transport. Bases 1 to 1488 code for a protein of 495 amino acids.
AUGAUGGCCCUCAUCAGCGUGACGAUGCCGGCAAUUAUGUCCUUCGGAUACAACCAGUCGAUGCUGGGAGGAGUCUUGACUCUGGAUAGUUUCGAGAGACAAUUCCCCGAGAUUGAUUUGACCGAUGCGGCGCCCGAAGAGAAGACGUACAAGUCGACCAUCCAAGGCACCGUGGUCGCUCUAUACGCAGUCGGGGGCCUUUUCGGUGCGCUGUCAUGCAUGGGGUUGGGCGACAUCCUCGGUCGCAAAAAGGUCAUCAUGCUGGCAUCCGCCAUACAAAUCGUAGGCGCGAUUCUCAUGACGACUGCCUUUGAAUUUACACAACUCGUCGUUUCUCGCCUAGUCAUUGGCCUUGGAACCGGAGGCGUUCUAGCAACCGUUCCCCUUUGGCAGUCCGAACUAUCAACGACCUCGAAUCGCGGAGCCCAUGUGGUCACGAUUGGCCCCUUUGCCGGUUUGGGAGCCACUCUCGUUCUCUUUAUCGAUUUUGGAAUGUCAUUCGCCCCUGAAAGUGAGGGAUGGCGAGUACCGUUUGCACUGCAAAUCCUGCUUUCAUUAACGGUGAUCGGGUUCAUCGCCAUCCUGCCGGAGUCUCCUCGGUGGCUGGUCCGGCAAGGCCGCAUCGUCGACGCUCGCGAGAUUUUAGCUGCUUUGGAAGAUGUUGAUGCCAACGAUCUGAAAGUGGAAGCGAAGAUCUUGGAGGUGGAAUCUUCCCUGAAGCUGGCCGGGGAGGCGUCUUUCAAACAGGUGUUCCAUAUGGGAUCUCAGCGCAUUUUCCACCGAGCCAUGCUAGCUGCCACCGUGAUGAUGUGUCUUCAGCUGACUGGCGUUAACUGUGUCACAUUUUACACCAAUACUAUCUUCGAGACCUAUCUUUCACUGGAUUCGGUGAAGUCCAGAAUUCUGGCCGCAAUAUAUCAGCUAAUUACCCUGAUUGCCGGCGCGGUAUGCGUCUACACCAUCGAAGGCUUUGGUCGACGUGGCUUGAUGCUUGCCAGUGCCGCUGGCAAUGCAGUAUGCUUGGCUCUGGUGGCCGCACUGGGAUCUCAACCCAAUAACCCGAGAGCCAUGGAUGGGGCGGUCGUUUUUAUAUUCCUCUUCCAUUUCAGCUAUGUCAUCGGCUACGGUGGUAUCCCUUUCCUCUACGCGGCGGAAUUAAGCCCUUUGAAAAUGCGUGCCACGAUCAAUGGCAUCAGUAUGGGAACCUACUGGAUAUUCUGCAUCCUGAUCACCGAGAUCACUCCAUAUCUAUUUCAGUCCCUGGAGUGGCGAUUCUUCAUCAUCUUCGCCGGACUGAACGUCGUCAUGAUGGGAGUCGUGUAUUUCUUGUUCCCGGAGACUGCCGGGCGCACUUUGGAAGAAAUCGAUCGGAUCUUCAUGACUUCUGACAGUAUUUGGGAUACCGUGAAAGCGGCUAGGCAGUUGCCCCGUUCCGUCCCUGAUCGGUCGCGACACGGAAAGGAAACAACUCUCGAUCAUCCAGCAUAA